AUGAGCACCAAAACCAACUCUCCGCAGUCGCCAGCCCGCCGAGUUCAAGAUGAAAUUGCCGACCUCGAAAGGCGUCUGCAAGAAGCCAAGGCUCGUCUGAACGGCAAUGGCGACCAAAAUGCCGUAUCAGGAUCAAGAGCUCCGCGGCUUCCUACAAGUGAUGGACCAUUAUCAUCCUCGGCCCAUCAUUUCCUGCUUCUUCUCGCAGACUCCGCGCUCCCUCUGGGCUCCUUUGCAUUCAGCAGCGGACUCGAGUCCUACCUAGCACAUACGCGCCCUGCCUCGUCCUUUCCCGAGUUCCUAGACUUCUCCCUUGGAUCAUAUGCCUCGACAACAUUGCCAUUUGCCCUUGCCGCGCAUAGGAACCCAAUGGCGAUUGUGGAGCUCGAUGACGCUUUGGAUGCUGCAAUAAUGUGUGCGGUGGGCAGGCGGGCAUCCGUGGCACAGGGCAGGGCUUUGCUUUCCAUAUGGGAUCGUUCGUUUAGCUCCGCGGUGAUAGGGGGAGCUUCAGCAGAAUAUGUAGAGGCAUUGAAGGAAUUCACAGUACUUCUACGGUCCGCCUCGUCUACUGCCUCGAGUGAUCUGCCUGCGGCAUCGGCGCACCUAGCUCCCCUCUUUGGAGCAAUCGCUUGUAUAUCGGGAAUGAGCUUGCAGCAGACUGCGUAUGUUUUUAUGUUAAGCCAUGUUAAAGCGCUGUUGUCAGCAGCUGUGCGAGCAAGUAUUUUUGGUCCGUAUCAUGCGCAGAAAAUAUUGGCAAGUGUUGAGGUCCAGGAGGCUAUACAGCGAGCUAUUACCAGGGAGUGGGAUACGAAUAUUGAGGAUGCAGGCCAAACUAUUCCGGUGAUGGAUCUCUGGAUUGGGAGACAUGAGAUGUUAUAUUCUAGGAUUUUCAAUUCCUGA
Venustampulla echinocandica is the source of this 900-nucleotide messenger RNA. RefSeq lists its product as uncharacterized. Lineage: Eukaryota; Fungi; Ascomycota; Leotiomycetes; Helotiales; Pleuroascaceae. The record is from RefSeq and is a predicted model, not a curated record. Gene Ontology annotation, molecular function: nickel cation binding. The transcript is spliced from 2 exons. Bases 1 to 900 code for a protein of 299 amino acids.